UUUUCUUCAGCUCAUGAAGUAAAUGAAGAUUAUCAUAACAGAAGGUUGCUGAUAGUUGUUCUGGUUACUGUUUUGACUGCUACCGUUCUCUUGGGAAUGGUAUUUUUUUGCUACUACCACAAAGAUUGAGGAUACAUUUAUCAGCACCUGAAGAAGAUCUGGAAAUGGUUCUGAUUUGAUAGUAUUUGAUUAUCUCACAAUAAAAGUAGCAAGAGGUUACUUCUCAAAAGAAAAUAAGGCCGGAGAGGGUGGAUUUGGUGCAGUGUACAAGAUCCAAGGAAAUCAAAUCUUCUAGAUUGGACCAAGCGUGUGAAUAUCAUUGAAGGGAUUACUCAAGGCCUUCUUUAUCUCCAAGAGUACUCAAAUUUUACUAUAAUCCACCGAGAUAUUAAAGCUAGUAAUGUUUUGUUAGACCAUGAGAUGAAUCCAAAGAUAUCAGAUUUUAGUAUGGCUAAACUUUUUGAGAAGUAUGAACUUGAAGCAAAUACAAGCAGGAUUGUGGGUGCUUAGUAAGUAAAUUUUAAUCAAUGACGUUGUUCCUUGGAUGACUCUAACCACAUGUAUUGCCUUUUGUAGUGGGUAUGUGCCUCCCGAUUAUGUCAGAAAAGGCAUAUACUCACUGAAGUUUUGCAGUCCUUCUCUUGGAAAUCAUAAGCGGAAAGAGGACUUCACGAUAUUACGGCCCACAUGAAAAUAUGAACCUUUUGGAAUAUGUCGGUCACACUUUCGUUUUCUGUAAAAAAAAAAAAAUAUAUUUUGCCUUUAUUUUUUGGGUACAAAAACCAAUGCGUCGUUUUAUUUCAUUUCAUUGUGUUAAAAAGACUAACCCUAAAUAAGAGACAUGCCUUGCGAAAAUGAUUCAUAAAUGGAAAAUGGGUCUUGAUGAUCAUUUCAACUAAAUAAAUCAAGAGUUGGGUCUUCAAUUCAUAACCCUAAACAAAGAAAAACAAACAACUGUCGCAUUGGAAAAAGGCGCAUGGAGAAGAAGACGAUUCCAUUGCCGCAUCUGCAUCAUGAAUUGAUAGUUCAAAUUCUGCUGAGGCUACCGGUGAAUUCUCUUAUUCGUUUCAAAUGCGUUUGUAAGUCUUGGUUUUUUCUUAUCUCCGAUCCCCUUUUUGCAAAUUCACAUUUUCAUCUCACAGCCGCAACACACACUCGUAGGAUUCUGUUCAUCUCACCACCUCCUCGUUCUAUAGAUUUAGAAGCAUCGCUUGCUUAUGAUUCUAUCUCUUCUUCAGUCAAUCUUGAUUUUCUGCUUCCUGAAUCUUAUUAUGAUUUUGAAAUUAAAGGUUCAUGUAGAGGCUUUAUAUUAUUGCAUUGUGCUCCAACCCUCUACCUAUGGAAUCCAUCCACCGGAUUUCACAAACAAAUACCUUUGUGUCCUUCUUGGUUAGAAGAAGAUGAUGAUGAUGAAAGGUUAUAUGGUUUUGGGUAUGAUCAGUUAACAGAUGAUUACUUAGUGGUUUUAUCAUUCUUCCCUUAUAUUUCAUCACACUUCGAGUUUUUCUCAUUGAGAGCCAAUACCUGGAUACAAAUUGAGUGUACUGACAGCCCUUUUGCGAAUGGCAUUGAUGAUAAGCCCAGCGUAGGUUCCCUCUAUAAUGGGGCUAUUCAUUGGUUGGCUUAUCGUGCUGGUUUAGGAAAGAAUGUUAUCCUUGCCUUUGAUUUAACGGAAAGGCAACUUUUUGAUAUGCUUUUACCAGAUGAUUAUUACAAUUAUAACUAUGAUCCUAACAACUGUGGUUUGUGGGUAUUUGGGGAAUUUCUCAGUCUAUAUGCUAUGGAUUAUAAUGAUAAUACAAUUGAAAUGUGGGUGAUGAAUGAAUACAAAGUGAACUCGUCUUGGACAAAGACUCUUGUUCUUUCUGUUGAUGACAUUUCUGAUGAGUCCUUUUCCCCAUUGUGCUGUACAAAAAGUGGUGAUAUUAUUGGAGCACAUAGUGGUAUUGGAUUGGUGAAGUAUGAUGACAAUGGACAGUUGUUAGGGCGUUUCUCUAAAUGGAAUGUUACAUGGGAUGGAUCCGUGGCUAUCUAUACAGAGUCUUUGCUUUCACUCCCUGGUGACAAUGAGCAGGUUUAAGAAGGUGACACAAACAAGAAGAAUGAGGAGCUUAAUUCAAGUAGACGAAGAGUGAACUUUGAAAACCAUUGGUGCAUAAGACAACUGAUGCUUUAUUUUGUUAUUAUGAAAUCUUUGGGUCGGGGCUACAUUUGGAGUGUAAUGUGUUUGACUGACUUCUUUUUCAUGAUGAGCUGAUGUAAUAUGUCAUGAAAUAUUUAGUUGUUAACUCUUUGUAGUUUGUUAAUUGAAAAUAUUGACAGCUUUGUUUGUGCGAUUCA
Molecule: messenger RNA, 2340 nt
Organism: Medicago truncatula (barrel medic)
Lineage: Eukaryota; Viridiplantae; Streptophyta; Magnoliopsida; Fabales; Fabaceae
Product: F-box/kelch-repeat protein At3g06240
Exons: 4
Coding region: 977-2080 (367 amino acids)
Molecular function (GO): protein binding
Source: RefSeq, a predicted model, not a curated record